AUGGACGUGGUAACUGCCAACAAGCUUGUUGAGACAGAUGCUUGCAAAUCUAUUGCCCUGAAGAGACCACUCCAACCACCGUCAAGAGCGCUUUCAACUUCAUUGCGACGACAGAAUCCCAGACAAGUUCUUCAACCUUACCUCGAUGGUUCAGGAACACUUUCCGAGAUCCAUUCGCGAUGUGAAAGUAUCGGGCGCAUAGCUUUCAAACUGCCUCCUUUGGGUUCACUUUCCGGUAAAGCUUUGAAACAUUGCUUGCAUGAGCUGGAUCGACUGUUCGAUGCACAACGCCCGCUGAUUUUUAAAAUCGGCUGGACGCAUGAUGCUUCCUGGCGGUGGGCAAAUGAUAUUUACGGCUACGCGCGCAGUAUCGAUAAAUGGACGAAUAUGGAUGUGCUAUAUGUUGCUAAAGAGCCGUUCAGUGCUGCCAUGCUCGAAGCCGCCUUGAUCGAGAAAUAUCAAGGAAGAGAGGGCUGCAGAAAUGUGCAAGCUGGUGGGGAGACGACACAAUUUCCGUCUUGUGGACCAGACGACCAUUAUAUGACAUAUGCCAGCUGUGCGUCUGCGGUGAGAUCCGCAAAGAACGUGGUCAAGGACCUGGGAAAUGAGCAGGCGCAGGGCGUCGGUGGCCUUUUGAAGCUAGCUCAGUGUUCAGAACACAAUGCUGAAAGAGACACGCGUGCAGUCUUGGUAAACCAUUUUGGACUUAGCCUCCCGAUACCUAUCAGAAAACACACGGUGGAAGCGGAGACCGUGAGAGGGAAACCUUUCGAGCUGCCGAUGUUGCAUUUAACUGAUUGGGCGAAGUAUCUUUUGAAGUCAAAUAGCUGGCACUUGCUCGCUGGGCUUCGUCGGCCCGACCGACUUCGGGAGGAAAAGAUUUGGCAAGCGUGGUGGGAGAACUACAGAGCCAUCGAUCCAACGCAUGUUGCGUUCGAAAUGGAGGCUCGUGGUGAGCUUCUCUUGUCAAGGACGGCCGCCAUGGUGCUCCAUGGCGAUGAAGGACGCGGCCGACGCCGCCAAGCGUUUUUGGUCGUCUCUUACAAGUCCAUGCUGGGACGUGGUUCGCACCCGGCAAAAAGAGCUGCCAAAAAAGCAAAAGCUGUCAAAAAACCAUACAUCAAGCAUGAGACAAAUCUGCUGGGCCAUACAUUGACUACGCAUUUUUUGGCUGGCGUGCUGCCGCGCAACCAGUAUGGUGAAGACGAUUGCAUUUUCGAUGCGCUGUUGGCUGGAGCGGCAGAGCAGGCGAAGGAGAUGUGUACGACUGGUGUCACUGAUCGCGAGGGUCGAAAGUUUAAUAUGUUCGUCUUGCGUACGAUUGGCGAUUGGCCGUGGUUGGCAAAGAGUGGCAAGCUUUGCCAAACUUUCGCAAACGCGGUCAAGAAGGAGCAGCAAGAGGCCAAUCAGAUGUGUCACUUGUGUUGCGCAGGCCCAGAUGCGUAUCCUUUCGAGGAGAUUGGCACGAAGAGGCCAAGGUGGGCGGCGACGGUGGGCCGUCAAGAGCCCUUCUAUGACACGCCUGCGAUGGCCAUUGUGCCUCAUACACCAGGCCGCUUGGCGGAGCACUACACCUUCGACGUCUUUCAUACGAUACAUCUGGGACUGGGGCGGAACUUUUUGGGGUCGGCUUUGGCUCUUUUGUCCGAGCGGGAGCCAGCUCGAGGCAUCGACGAACGAUUCAACAUGCUGACCGAAAAAUAUUUGGCAUUUUGCAAGGCUUCAUCGCACCCCCCGAUUACACACCGGCUUACAAAAGAUUUAAUUCAAUGGCCAUCAACCACGGAUUAUCCUUCAGGAGGCUGGUACAAAGCAGCGCUGACGACCACGUUGCUAGAGUGGUUCGAAACACUCGAUGGAAGUUUCGAUGCGGAUGAUGAAGUCAUGAGCUUGGCUAUGGAAGCUUGCAAAGCUCUGAAUGGCUUUGUGCGUUUGCUCUUUCGCUCAGGUGCCUGGCUCAGUGCAGAGGAUGCGGGUCAAGCAGCCCAAUUGGCCCUCAAGUAUCUCCGCCGGUAUUCGCAGUUGGCAUGUUGGGCACAGCGGGAAGGCAGGACUUUAUGGAUUCUGCAACCAAAGCUUCAUUGCCUUCAUCACAUGGCGCUGACGUUAUGGGAGCAUUCGCAAGCAAGCAAGAAAUCCUUGAAUCCGGUUUGCUGCUCUACACAAACUUCUGAAGAUUUUAUCGGCAAGCCGUCAAGGCUGAGCCGUCGAGUCGCGGCUCAAACAGUGAUACAGCGUGUGCUUGAGAGGCAUCUCCAGAACUCGUACUCUGAAUGGGUGAAGGCUGGACUGUUGGUGGAGACGCGACGCCGGUAA
Molecule: messenger RNA, 2316 nt
Organism: Symbiodinium sp. CCMP2592
Lineage: Eukaryota; Dinophyceae; Suessiales; Symbiodiniaceae
Source: the annotation of a GenBank genome assembly